AUUCCUUCUUACAAAUGUUAUUACUCUGCUUCCUUACAGCCUUUCGAGAGAUUCGUACAAACUGGUCGUAUUGCCAAGGCCUCUGCAGGUCCCCUGAAGGGUCGCCUGGUGGCUAUUGUCGAUGUCAUUGACCAAAACAGAGUCUUGGUUGAUGGUCCUCUGACUGGUGUUCCACGUCAGGAGUACAGAUUGAGCAAUCUGCAUCUGACCAAAUACCGCAUCAAGUUCCCCUACACCGCGCCCACACGCAUUGUGCGCAAGGCUUGGGUGGACAGUGACCUGAAGGCACAGUGGAAGGUCAGCCCCUGGUCCGUCAAGGCACAAAACAUUUGCAAGCGUUCUCAAUUGAGCGACUUCGACCGCUUCAAGCUGCGUUAUGCCAAGCGUCAGCGCAACAAGUUGCUGACCAUCGCCUUCAACACACUGAAGAAGCGCACCAAGUUCGAUGGCACCCCACGUGUCCUAAAGAAGGAUCGCCGUGAGCGCCUGCGUGCCGAGAAGGCAAAGGGUGGCAAGAAGGCAGCGGCCAAGAAGUAAAAAAAAAAAAUAAAUACACAAUAACGAAAGUAACUGCUUGAUGAACAUCCAACACAAAGGAGCAAAUAAAAGAAGUGUUAUUUUUAGGAAAAACACAUGAAA
Drosophila sulfurigaster albostrigata is the source of this 639-nucleotide messenger RNA. RefSeq names its product large ribosomal subunit protein eL14 (gene RpL14). The transcript is spliced from 3 exons. The record is from RefSeq and is a predicted model, not a curated record. Lineage: Eukaryota; Metazoa; Arthropoda; Insecta; Diptera; Drosophilidae. The annotation marks the transcript as partial. Gene Ontology annotation, cellular component: ribosome; cytosolic large ribosomal subunit. Gene Ontology annotation, molecular function: structural constituent of ribosome; RNA binding. Gene Ontology annotation, biological process: ribosomal large subunit biogenesis; translation.